Manis pentadactyla (Chinese pangolin) is the source of this 2222-nucleotide messenger RNA. RefSeq names its product TNF superfamily member 11 (gene TNFSF11). Bases 144 to 1109 code for a protein of 321 amino acids. Gene Ontology annotation, cellular component: membrane. Gene Ontology annotation, biological process: immune response. Gene Ontology annotation, molecular function: tumor necrosis factor receptor binding. The transcript is spliced from 5 exons. The record is from RefSeq and is a predicted model, not a curated record. NCBI's taxonomy places the organism in Eukaryota, Metazoa, Chordata, Mammalia, Pholidota, Manidae.
GGGAGCAGCGCCCGGCUCCGAGCGCCCCACGUCGAGGCCCGCCUGGCCCCGCGCCGGCCGCGCGCUGCCGCAGGAGUUGGCCGCGGGCAGACGGGCAAGGGAGGGAGCGAGAGGGAGGCCAGCGCCCAAGCCGGCCGAGCGCCAUGCGCCGCGCCAGCCGAGACUACACCAAGUACCUGCGCGGCUCCGAGGAGAUGGGCGGCGGCGGCCCCGGAGCCCCGCACGAGGGUCCCCUGCACGCCCCGCCGCCGCCCGCGCCGCCCGCGCCGCCCCCGGCCGCCGCCGCCUCCCGCUCCACGUUCGUAGCCCUCCUGGGGCUGGGGCUGGGCCAGGUGGUCUGCAGCGUCGCCCUCUUCCUCUACUUCAGAGCGCAGAUGGAUCCUAACAGAAUAUCAGAAGACGACACUCACUGCAUAAACAGAAUUUUCAAACUCCAUGAAAACUCAGAUUUGCAAGACACAACUCUGGAGAGUCAAGACACAAAAUUAAUACCUGAUUCAUGUAAGAGAAUUAAACAGGGCUUUCACGCAGCUGUGCAAAAGGAAUUGCAACAUAUUGUUAGAUCACAACAUAUCAGAGCAGAAAAAGCUAUGCUGGAAGGUUCGUGGUUAGAUGUGGCCAGGAGGGGCAAGCCUGACAGUCAACCUUUUGCUCAUCUCACUAUUAAUGCCACUGACAUCCCAUCCGGUUCCCACAAAGUGCGUCUGUCCUCCUGGUACCACGACCGAGGAUGGGCCAAGAUCUCCAACAUGACUUUCAGCAAUGGAAAACUAAUAGUUAACCAAGAUGGCUUUUAUUUCCUGUAUGCCAACAUUUGCUUUCGACACCAUGAAACUUCAGGGGACCUUGCUACAGAGCAUCUUCAGCUGAUGGUGUAUGUCACUAAAACCAGCAUCAGAAUCCUGAGUUCUCAAACCCUGAUGAAAGGAGGGAGCACCAAAUACUGGUCAGGGAAUUCUGAAUUCCAUUUUUACUCAAUAAAUGUUGGAGGAUUUUUUAAACUGCGAUCUGGUGAGGAAAUCAGCAUCGAGGUAUCCAAUCCUUCAUUACUGGAUCCAGAUCAAGAUGCAACAUACUUUGGGGCUUUUAAAGUUCUAGAUAUAGAUUGAGUCCCAUUUUUGUAGAAUGUUGUUAUGUAUUUCCUAGGAUGUAUGGAAAACUUUUCUUAAACAAGCCAAGAAAGAUGUAUAUACAUGUGAGACUACUAAGCAGUAUGACCCACAAUGGUACAAGAAGACUCUAUCCAUGCUCUUGACUCAGUAAUGAGCACGCAUAUUUACAGCCAAUAGGAGAUGUUGAACUUAAAGUGUGUUACAGUUUUUCUUAUAUACUGGCUUUUAAAUUUUGUAAUGAAUUCCUAGAAUUAAACCAGAUUGGAGCAAUUAUAGUUGCCUUGUUGAAAAACUGCGUUUGGUCUCUGGGAGGGGUUAAUUCUCCGGAUCUAGCCCACUGUUAGGUGCCACUAUGCAGCUGAAGUCAGAGGCUGUUAUGUGAUUGCAAAUGGGUAAUCAUCAGAAGGGCUAAGUACUUUUGAGUUGUUACAUCAUGCUGGAACCUGAAAAUACUUUUUUCUAAUGAGGAGAGAAAAUAUAUGUAUUUUUAUAUAAUAUCUAAAGUUAUAUUUUAGAUGUAAUGUUUUCUGUGCAAAGUAUUGUAAAUUAUAUUUGUGCUAUAGUAUUUGAUUCAAAAUAUUUAAAAAUGUCUUGUUGUUAACAUAUUUAAAGUUUUAAAUGUACAGACAUAUUUAACUGGUGCACUUUGUAAAUCCCCUGGGGAAAACUAGCAGCUAAGGGAAAAAUAUGUUGUUUGCUAAUAUCCACUGUAUUAUAGUUCUUCAUUCUUUUUAACUUAAUGGUUCUUCAGACUUGUCAAGUCUGUGCAAAAACAUUAAAAUGGAUGUCUCUAAAUAAUAAGCAGGAUGUUGGCCACCAGGUGCCUUUCAAAUUUAGAAGCUGAUUGACUUCAGAAAGCUGACAUUGCCAGAGAGUAUAUAUGAUGGGCUACUGGAAUCUGUCAAGAGUAUUUAUAUAAUAAUUGAACAGGUGCUUUUUUCUACAAGUGCUUUAAAUUACAAAUUUUGGGUUUUUUUUAAUAGAAAAGUUAUCAGUGGCUUAUCUGCAAAAAACAAAUCCCAUUUUUAAUUUAGUGGAAGUUAUUUCAUACUGUACAAUAAAAACAUUUCCUCUGAACAUUAUUUUUUUUUUGGUACACAAAUAAACUUA